Molecule: messenger RNA, 1107 nt
Organism: Cercopithifilaria johnstoni
Lineage: Eukaryota; Metazoa; Nematoda; Chromadorea; Rhabditida; Onchocercidae
Source: the annotation of a GenBank genome assembly
AUGAAAAGUUACUUCAUCCUUAUCUUUUCUUUCAUUUUAUCAUUGUUUUUUCUAAUCAUUCAAGCUUUAUCAACAAUAAAUGAUGUAAAAUAUAUGAAAUUAAUGGAAAAAAAAUUGGGUAAUAAGCAUCUCAUACAACAAUACAACGACUAUAAACUCUACAAACGGAAAUACAAUAAGCGUGACGAAGAAAUAAAUUUGGAAUAUCGCCGAUUUGUGACAUAUCUUGAUAAUGUGAAAAAAAUUAACGAACAUAAUAAACGCUACAAACGUGAAGAGGAAACGUAUGAAGUAGCUAUCAAUCAUUUAGCUGAUAUGCUUCCCGAAGAAUUUGAUAAACUUCAUGGCUUCCAAUCAACAAUGAUGAAACGAAAUCAUUUCAAAAAUGUUGUUCCUAUGAAAAUUCGUGGUCCACUGCCGAAAAAAGUAGAUUGGCGUUCGUUAGGUGCAGUGACUAAAGUAAAAGAUCAGGGUAAUUGUGGAAGUUGUUGGACAUUUAGCGCAACGGGCGCGUUAGAAGGCCAACAUUUUCUGCGAACAGGUAAACUAAUUGAACUUUCGGAGCAGAAUCUUCUCGAUUGCAGUAGCAAUAACAUUUAUGGCAAUUCAGGAUGCGAUGGCGGUCUUAUGAUGGAUGCUUUUCGAUAUGUAGUAAAAAAUGAUGGAAUUGAUACGGAGGAAUCAUAUCCAUACGAUGGUUAUCAAUAUUUCUGUCGCUAUUCAAAUUUAACCCGCGGUACAACAGCAUACGGCGGUAAUUUCUUACCAGAAGGUGAUGAAUUACAACUGCAAGCAGCGGUAGCAACUAUUGGCCCGAUAUCUGUUGCCGUUGACGCAAAGUUGUUAAAAUUUUAUAAAAGAGGUAUUUUCUCAACCAAAAAUUGCUCACCAACACCGAACCAUGCUAUACUCGCUGUUGGUUAUGGAACAGAAAGAGUGAAAUUUAAAAAUGGUACUGAAAAAAUGGUUGAUUAUUGGCUCAUUAAGAACAGCUGGAGUAAACAUUGGGGAAUUAAGGGAUACUUCAAAUUGGGUCGAAAUAUGGGAAAUAUGUGCGGAAUAGGAUAUUAUUCCUGUUAUCCAAUGGUACCAAAGAUAAUCGAAUAA